Hypomesus transpacificus is the source of this 4326-nucleotide messenger RNA. RefSeq lists its product as uncharacterized. The coding region runs from base 1 to 4215 and encodes 1404 amino acids. Gene Ontology annotation, biological process: homophilic cell-cell adhesion. The record is from RefSeq and is a predicted model, not a curated record. NCBI's taxonomy places the organism in Eukaryota, Metazoa, Chordata, Actinopteri, Osmeriformes, Osmeridae. The transcript has 21 exons. Gene Ontology annotation, cellular component: cell-cell junction; plasma membrane. Gene Ontology annotation, molecular function: calcium ion binding.
AUGCACAUGGCGACAGACCCGGACGCGGGGGCCAACGGACAGGUGCGCUACCGGAUCGUCAACCACCCGGGCCUGUUCACCAUCACGGCCAACGGCAGCAUCUACACGGCGGUGCGUCUGGACCGCGAGCUGCAGAGUCAGUACAACCUGGUGGUGGAGGCGUCGGACGGGGCCGUGGACCCCCGGCGGACCACCCUCACCCUCGCCGUCCGCAUCUCGGACAUCGACGACAACAGUCCCGUCUUCUCCGAGCAGAGCUACGUAGCCAGCGUCCCCGAGAACAGCCCAGUGGACACCUUCGUCAUACGCCUCUCUGCGGUGGACGCGGACCUGUUCUCCAACGUCACGUACCGGAUCAAGACAGAGUCAGCCAGACAGCUCUUCUCCUUGAACCCGCUGACGGGGGUCCUGUCCGUGCUGCAGACCCUGGACUUUGAGGACCUGGCCAACAUGGGUCUGGGGGCCAACAUCACCUUCCAGGUGGAGGCCGUGGACGUGGGGGGGAUCAUGCCCCCAGGCCAGGCCACAGUCACCGUCCGCAUCAGCGACGUGAAUGACUUCUCCCCCGUGUUCAGCAAGGAGCUUUACAAGGGCCUCGUGGCCCCCAAUGCACAGAAGGGCACAGUCAUCGCCACCGUGUUCGCAGAGGAUCAGGACCCCCCUGGAACGCCGGCCAGCUUUGUGCGCUACAAAGUGGACCAGGACCAAUCCCCUUACAGCGGGAGCAUCUUUGACGUGGAGGUGGUGUCAGGGAGGGUCAUCACUAAGGUCAACCUCAACGAGCAGCCCAGUGUCACCUUUCAGCUUGUGGUAAUAGCCUAUGAUGACGGGGAGCCAGUGAAGUUCAACACAACCCUGGUUGAGAUUACCGUUCUGCAGCCAUCCCGCAUACCAAUCUUCACUCAAGAGGAGUACAGUUUCUCUCCCGUCAGUGAGCUGGCCCCCGUGGGGACUCGCGUGGGGACCAUCCUGGCGGCCGCUGUAAACGAAACCAUCUUCUACUCCAUCGUGGAAGGAAACGAACGAGGUCACUUCAGAGUGAACAACCGGACAGGCGUGAUCUCCACGGCGAAACCUCUGGAUUACGAGAACACCACCAGCUACGUGCUCCGGGUCCAGGCAGACUCCCUGUCCGUGGUCAUGUCCAACCUGAGGGUGCCCUCCAAAACCAACACAGCCAAGGUGUUUAUCGAGGUGCGCGAUGAGAACGACCACCCUCCGGUCUUCACCAGAAAACUCUACAUUGGAGGCGUGGCGGAAGAUACCAAGACCUUCACGUCUGUGCUGAAGAUCAUAGCCACCGAUGUGGACACGGGGAACUACAGCGCCAUGGCGUACCGUCUGAUCAUCCCGCCCACGGCAGAUGGCCAGGACAGCUUUGUGAUCGAGCAGUACUCGGGCAUCAUCAAGUCAGCCAUCAUGUUCCGCAACCUGCGCAGGUCCUACUAUAAGUUUGAGGUCAUAGCCACCGACAACUAUGGAACAGGCCUCAGCAGUACUGCCGACGUGGUGGUGUCAGUGGUAAACGCCCUGGAUAUGCAGGUGGUGGUCUCCAACGUCCCUCCCACUGUGGUAGAGGAGAAUAGAGAGCAGCUCAUUGGGAUCCUUGAGCGCUAUGUUCAGGACCAGAUCCCAGGCGCCAAGGUGAUCGUGGAGGCCAUCGGGCCUCGUCGUCAUGGAGACGGGUACGAGCUUGAGGACUACACAAAGUCCGACCUGAUGGUUUAUGCCAUCGACCCUCUGACCAACCGGGCCAUCUCUCGCCAGGAGCUCUUCAAGUUCCUGGAUGGGAAGCUGUUGGACAUCAACAAGGAGUUCCAGCCCUACCUGGGCCAGGGGGGCCGCAUCCUGGAGAUCCGGCAGCCCGACAUCGUGGCCAGCGUGAAGAAGGCAGCCCAGGCUGUGGGCUACACCGAGGGGGCGCUGCUCGCCCUCGCCAUCAUCAUCAUCCUCUGCUGCAUCCCCGCCAUCCUCAUCGUCAUGGUCACCUACAAACAAUUCAAAGAGAGACAAGCAGAGUGCGCCAAGACUGCCAGGAUCCAGAGAGCCCUGCCACCUGGAGCCAAGGUCCCGGCUGCUUCUGCCAACCUGUACGAGGAGCUGGGGGACAGCAGCAUACGCGGUGGCGGCUAUGGCAGACAGCAACACCAAUUGCUGAGGCCAUCUCUACUAAGACCUGAGGAGCUCUCCAUGGAGUCUGGCAUCGACCCGGGGCAGGACUACUACGGCCAGGACUACUAUAAUUACGACCAGGGGUACGACCUUCCUCAGUAUGGCAGCCGCAGGAAGUUGAUUGCUCCCAUGUACGACGAGUAUGGAGAGGUGAUCAUGGAGGACGACUAUUACCCCCCCCACGGCCCUGAGGGCCGAGGCAGAGGGCGCGGCGGCGGGCCCAUGCGGGGCCGCGGUGGGCCUAAGAGGGUUGGAUUCAGGGACCUGCCCCCAGAGGGCGAGAUUGAGGAGGCAGUGCCAGCCGAGGCCGAGGUGGCGGCAGAACCCUCCAAGGCUGCUAAGAGGCUGAAGUCUGUCAUGAAGCUGAGCAAACUCCUGGCAUCCAGCAAGGGAGGAGAGCAGGCCGCCGCAGGCCUGUCUCCAUGGAAGAAGGCCAAAAUGUUCAAGAUGUUUGGCGCCAAGAAGAAGGACAAGGACUACGCCAAGCUGAUGUCGGCCCGCCGCAUCGACAGUCAGGAGAGUCUGACGGGCGGCCCGGAGGCGAGCGGCCCCGUCGAUGCAGUGCCCGCCGCCACGAGCAGCGAGCGAGACGAGGAAGCCUCGCAGGCCGCUAGCGAGGACGAGAAGAAGUCAAAGGUGUCUAUCAGCGUGACGGAGGAGAGCGAGCCAGAGGCCGGCGGGAGCGGGAAGGAGAAAGGCUCCGACGACGAGUCUGAGAGGAGCAGCGUGGAUAAAGAUUACCUGAAGGUGGACCUGGACCGAGACGACGCCAACGAGAGCACUGUGGACUCAGAGGAGGAGCCGGAGGAACAUCCUGGGGAUUCCGAUGAAGAGAGCAAGUCCAAGUCUGAGGACGAUGAAACAGAGAAGGAAUCUGGCACCGAGAAGGAGUCUGGCACAGAGAAGGAAUCUGGCACAGAAAAGGAAUCCGAGACGGAAAAAGAAUCUGAUUCAGAAAAAGAGUCGGGUUCUGGAAAAGAAUCGGAUUCAGAAAAAGAGUCGGGUUCUGGCUCCGGCUCUGGCUCUGGCUCAUCAGGCACAGAGAAGGAAUCCGAAACGGAGAAGGAGUCUGAAUCCGAAAAAGAAUCGGAUUCAGAAAAAGAAUCGGGGACAGAAAAAGAAUCAGGGACCGAGAAAAGUUCAGGCACAGAAGAAGAGUCUGAGGAGGAGGCUUCGGGGGAGUCCAGAGAGAGCGGCUCCACUGCCCGCUCGUCUGUGAAGUCAUCUGCUACUGGCACCAGUCAGGCCUCCUCAGAGAAAUCCGGCGGGAGUACUCAGGCCAGCGGUGGCAGCAGUGGAAGUGGUAGCGGCAGUGGUCCUGGCAGUGGCAGUGCCAGCGGUAGUGAGAGGGGAAGUGGUAGUGGCAGCGGUAGUGGUUCUGGUUUGGGUAGCGGUGCCAGUAGUGCAGCCUCCCAAUCUGGCUCCUCACAGAGGUCCUCUAUGAAGUCUUCACAGAGCACCAAGGAGUCCGAGAAGUCCAGUGCAGAGAGUGAAGGCGAGUCAGGGACAGGGACGGCCAGCGGGGGCUCGGUGGUCAGCGGCGCCAGCCAGAGCCAGAUGUCUGAAUCGGAGGCCAGCGGGUCGGAGGACAGCCAGUCCCUGGUCAGCGAGCGGAGCUCCACCUCCUCCAGGUCGGCAGGAGGCAGCCACCGCUCCCGUAAGUCUGUCAUGACCCACUCCUCAGAGGGCACCAUCGACGAGGAGAGCGAAGCGGAGGAGAGCGAAGGGGAGGCGAGCGGGACGGCGGACGAGAGUAAGGAAUCGGCCAGUGAGCCGAGUGACGCGGAGGACGCGUCCAGGAGGUCCAGUGUGGUAUCCGAGGUGGCGGGGCCUUCCCAUCCCUACUCUGGGGCCCCGGCUGAGGCCAGUGGCUCAGAGGAGGAGACCUUCGGGGGGCUGUCCCCCAUUACGGAGGUGGACGAGGAUGCCAUCACGUCAGAGAGCAGCUCCCAUGGCUCUGUGUCGGGUGCCACCAGCAGGUCGGGAAAAGGAGGGACCUCCGACACCGGCUCUGAAUCCGAGGGAAACUCCACGGCUUUCUGAGGGCACAGCCGGUCUGCUGGGAAGCUGGGAGGAAGCGUGUCAAACUAGUGGUGGACCGGGACUACGAGAGCAGCUCCACAGGAGACGACAGCACCAGCGAUGCCCAGCGCC